Messenger RNA from Beta vulgaris subsp. vulgaris (sugar beet), 2385 nucleotides. RefSeq names its product sulfate transporter 1.2. The coding region runs from base 134 to 2092 and encodes 652 amino acids. The transcript has 13 exons. Lineage: Eukaryota; Viridiplantae; Streptophyta; Magnoliopsida; Caryophyllales; Amaranthaceae. The record is from RefSeq and is a predicted model, not a curated record. Gene Ontology annotation, cellular component: membrane. Gene Ontology annotation, biological process: transmembrane transport. Gene Ontology annotation, molecular function: secondary active sulfate transmembrane transporter activity.
GCAUCAACACAUUAUCAUUUCAAAACACAAUAACAAUCUCAUUUACAAAACAACAAAUUUUUUCGUUUUUGUUUCGUUUCUACAACUAAAAAACAGGAUUCUCAACCUGAGAAUCCUAAACCAAAAAAAAGAAAUGAGUCGUCGAAUUAGCGAUGAAAAUAUAAGAAGUGCAACUUCAUCACGUCGAAAUGAGUCAUUACCACAACUUCAUAGUGUUGGAAGGCCUGAAAAAGAGAGUAUUUGGAAGGAAUUUGGGCAUAUCAUCAAGGAGACUUUUUUCCCUGAUGAUCCGUUGAAAAGUUUUAAGGAUCAACCAACUUCAAGAAAGUUGAUCCUUGGUUUACGUGCUGUUUUUCCUAUUUUUGACUGGGGAAGACAGUAUAAUUUUACCAAAUUUAAACAUGACGUUAUUGCUGGAAUUACCAUUGCAAGUCUUUGCAUUCCUCAGGAUAUUGCCUAUGCAAAGCUUGCUUAUCUUUCUCCGGAAUAUGGAUUAUAUAGUAGCUUUGUUCCACCUCUAAUAUAUGCUUUCAUGGGAAGCUCAAGAGAUAUAGCAAUUGGUCCAGUGGCUGUUAUCUCUCUUCUGCUAGGAACCACCCUUCGUCAAGUCAUUGAUCCUGAGACUAAUCCACGUGAAUACACUCAACUUGCUUUAACAGCUACCUUUUUUGCUGGCAUCACGCAGGCAGCACUUGGUUUCUUCAGAUUGGGCUUUUUAGUGGACUUCCUUUCUCAUGCUGCUACGGUUGGGUUUAUGGCUGGUGCUGCCAUUACUAUUGCUCUUCAACAGCUCAAAGGCUUGCUUGGCAUUAAAAAUUUCACGAAAGAGUCUGAUAUUAUCUCAGUUUUGCACUCAGUUUUUGGCCAAGUGCGACAUGGAUGGAACUGGCCAACUAUGUGUAUAGGAAUAUCAUUCUUGGCUUUCAUUUUGUUCACCAAGUAUAUUGGAAAGAGAAACAAGAAAUUGUUUUGGGUCCCUGCAAUGGCUCCCCUGACCUCUGUCAUCUUGUCAACUCUCAUUGUGUUUUUGACGCGUGCAGAUAAAAAGGGUGUUCAAAUUGUGAAACACAUAGAUCAAGGCAUCAACCCUCCAUCUAUUGACAUGAUAUUUUUCACUGGUCCUUACCUAUUGAAAGGGAUUAAAAUUGGUGCCAUUGCUGGUGUGAUUGCACUUACGGAAGCAGUAGCAAUUGGCAGAACAUUUGCAUCCAUAAAAGACUACUCUAUUGAUGGAAACAAAGAAAUGCUUGCUCUAGGAACCAUGAACAUUGUUGGUUCAAUGACCUCUUGUUACGUGGCUACUGGAUCAUUUUCUCGCUCUGCAGUGAAUUUCAUGGCUGGUUGCCACACAGCAGUCUCAAACAUAGUCAUGUCAAUGAUUGUUUUAUUGACAUUGAUGGUUAUCACACCUCUAUUUAAGUUCAUUCCAAAUGCAAUUCUUGCUGCCAUCAUCAUAUCCGCUGUGGUUAACCUUGUUGAUAUUGAGGCCGUAAUUCUCUUAUGGAAGAUUGACAAGUUCGACUUCAUUGCUUGCAUUGGUGCAUUCUUCGGAGUCAUUUUUAUUUCCGUUGAGAUUGGCAUUUUGAUUGCGGUUUGCAUUUCCUUUGCAAAGAUUCUGUUGCAAGUAACUAGGCCGAGAAUAGCACUUCUUGGUAAUCUUCCUGGAACUACAAUCUACAGGAAUAUUCAGCAGUAUCCAGCGGCUUCAACAAUCCCCGGUGUUUUGAUCAUUAGAGUCGAUUCUUCAAUUUAUUUUUCAAAUUCAAACUAUGUGAAGGACAGGACUCUAAGAUGGCUCACUGAUGAAGAUGAGCUAAACGAAAAAACUAACCUCCCCAAAACUCAAUAUUUGAUAAUCGACAUGUCGCCUGUGAUUGAUAUUGACACCAGUGGUAUCCAUGCUUUAGAAGACUUAAAUAAGAGUCUGCAGAAGAGAGAAAUACGGCUUCUUUUAGCAAAUCCAGGUCCUGUUGUUAUGACCAAACUCUACGAUGCCAAGUUUGUAGAUGUCGUUGGACAAGACAAUAUAUUUCUAACGGUUGGAGAUGCAGUUCGAGCAUGCAAUCGAAAGAUCACACUAGAAGAAGCUUGACAGCUGAGUUGAUUAUCCUUCAGGAAUACUUCAACUCUGACUGUGUUUACCCAAAGAGAGUGUUUUGUUCUGACCCUUGAUGUUUUGUUUUAAAACAUCUCCAUUGUAAACUAUGUUUAGUUGGAAAGAUAUAUAAGAGGUGCAAGCUUCUUUGAUUAUCUUUUGAAAAGUAUCCAAUUAACCUUUGUAAUUAUUCUUUGACAUCUUUCCAAUUUUUCCCCUUCAUCCUAGUUUGUAUUUUGUUGGAUGAAGCUUCAAAUUUAAUGCUAACUUUUGAUCCUUCCUUUUAUUGA